Molecule: messenger RNA, 4284 nt
Organism: Penicillium brasilianum
Lineage: Eukaryota; Fungi; Ascomycota; Eurotiomycetes; Eurotiales; Aspergillaceae
Source: the annotation of a GenBank genome assembly
UGGGGAGACGAUGGGGUUCCGUCGUUGGCUCGAAGAAGACAGACUAGGUUAAUGAUGGAGUCGGGGCCACGAAUAUCAUUUGGGAACUCCAUCGGUCAAUAGGAGACGGGACGAGAGAUUCUAGAAGGCUUGCUGAUCAUGGAUGCCCGUCGUGGUUGUUGUUAUUGUUCAUUUGGCAUUGUUUCAGCUUGGGACGGAGUUAGAUCCGGACAAUAAGAUCGAUCAUAUCGACCAUGAGCCUAUCGCAGUCCCUGGACCUGCUCAUAACUUCAAGACCCCCAAGAACUGCCAGACCUAUAAGAGUCAGGAACUUGUGGGUGAUGGCGUCAAUAGAGGCGACGAUUGUAGUCCGUCCAGUCCGUCCAGUCCGGCCUGGAAGUGGUUUGAUUCUUGGCGACCCCCUGAGCGACCUCACCUUUUGCUUCAUGCAGGUCCGGUCACCUGCUUGGCCCUUGCAAUCAAGAUUCCAGCUCGCAAUGAACGAACGGACGACUUCUCCUGUCCUCUGUCCUCUUGACCAUUCCUCUUGGCCUCUGAGUACUAUUAUUACUCGAGAUCUGACAAUUAAAUCUUCGACGAGGAAGAAGCAGUGGAGCCCAUUAUUUGUCCACUCUCGUGCACGGGCGCCCUUCUUGACCACGACUGCACGCCUCCAGUUGCAAUUGUGAUCGUCAGGGCCUCGCCCGUUUCCUCCCUCCUUUCUCCUGUGACGCACCCCAUUGUUGCCGUUUCCAUUUUUGUUGUUCUCCUCCAUGUCUCAUCUGGCCUCUCGGAACUCUUGACCUUGUUCCUCCCCCCCAAUCCUUUCAGGGCUGUCAUUCCUUUGGCCUCGUCGCGCCCCCCGCCCAAAGAAUUCCACCUAGCCCCUCCUCCUUCUCCCUCCGCCCGAGUCUGUGAACUGCGCUCAAGUUUCAGCCUGUUUGACGGGUUAUUUCAACUUGAAACCUUUCGUCUCCGAUGCGCGCUGGGUAUGGAUUGACUGAUCUAGAGUCUGGAUGAUCUGACCGUUUCGACCCAACUCGAACUUGAGGCGCCUCCCUAGCACUUGUCAACUCAUUGAGAACGACAGACCGGACGACGACCAACGCAAAGAUCCGAUCAGAGCCCUUACCGAAGUUUUGAACCACCCCCCCUCUUCCUACGAUGGCCUUUCGCGGGAAUUUGAGCGAUUGUCGCUCGGUCUCCCACGACACCUUGCGAAGCGGCAUUCCUUCUCCGCGCAUCGAACACUACGACGGCGAAGUCCCUCCGGCGCUGUCGCCCCUGGAUGCAUUCGCUGCCCAAGGCCGUUUUCUCGCUAAACAGUUGGAUGAAUCCCGACGACGAGACCGGCGCAUGAGUCGACUUCCCCCCUCUAGCGUCGCCCGAUCGCUCUCUACUCCCCGUCCUGGCUAUUUUCGCGCCACAUCGAAUGAGUCUCAGGCCGAUAGUCUUACACGAAAGCCGACGUUGAGAGCACACCCGGAUUUCGAAGAACCCAAGUAUCGACCCGUCUCAGAGCACCCCCGCUUCAGCUCCGUCUCGCAUGCCAGCAGCAAUGCCGACACGUACGAUGAUGAGUCCACCCCACGGACGACCAUGGUGCGACCCAGCUCGAGUAUCUACGAUAUACCCCGUGCGGAAUCUCCUGAAAAUGACCCGUCCCUAGCGAGAGGCGCCGAGGGCGGUUCGGCGGGCAACGCCAUGGUCGGCCCCUCGCGCGAGUCGUCCACCGACUCAGUAUCGCAGCUACAAAUUCCGCGCACCCUGGCGCCGCCGGUGUCGCCGCAUUCCCGCUCGUCAAGUAGCACUAGAGUGAUGCAACCGGAGAGCUCGGAUGAUGACUAUAGCAGCUCGAACGCUGGCUCGACGUUCUCUAAACCGCGCAAAUUGUCUUCGGGCAGUGCCGUGUCUUUACCAUACUCACCUAUGUCUACAUAUCCCACUCGGAUGCACCCUCGUUCACCGUCGCUGAGCUCGGAAACCUCGGCCACUGGGCACCUUCCCCGACCCUCGUUCAACUUCUCUCGACCAUUGAGCCGGUCGAGCACCAGUCUGUCCGCCCCAGGCCCGUCUGUAACCUCCGAAUCGAACCCAACACCGGUCGCCACUACUCCUCAGCAGCAGCAUCGGUGGAACCGACAGUCACAUCAUAUGCACCGGCCGAGCAAACCGACGCCAAUCCUGGUCCCAUUGGCGACCGAGGAGGCUGCUGCUACUCACGCAGAGGAAGGAGAGCCUUCGUCUGCAGUAUCCUCGUAUGUGUAUGCCAAAUAUGCACUGCCGCGUGGCCGCAUGGUCUCACGAGACUCGGUCGUUUUCGCUGGCCUACAAACGCCUCAUUUCGAAUGGCAAGAGCCAUUGUUUGAGAAUUCUCCACCCCGGCAUUCCGAAGAGCCGCCACGCUCGGCUCGAACUCCACCUCCCUCGCAUCCCCGCAUGGAGGACUCUCCCAAGCCUCAUUCCAUGUAUGAGGUUUCCGCUCCGACCCCGACCCCGGCCCCGGUCCCCGAGACCAAGAUUGCACCUCCAACACCCAUUUCACCGCCCAGACCCGCUGUCCCCGAAACCAAGCUUGCACCUCCAGCACCCAUUUCACCACCCAGACAUGCUCCGGCUCCCCCUGUGGUCACUCCUCCCCGACCAUCUACCGAGUCCACUCGCCCGAGGACUAGUGACAAGGAUGAGACUAUCUCCUCUGCAGACUCGGCCAGUACUCUUCGCCCACAGACGGCGACCACCCAGGCCACCCAGACACCGCCAACCGCCGUCACACCCGACGAUCAUGUCACCAAGGGUAUUGAGCUGCACGAGGCAGGCUCACUGAAUGAGUCAACUUACCACCUGCGCAUUGCUGCUAAGCAGAACCAUCCCACCGGUAUGCUGCUUUAUGCGCUUGCCUGCCGCCAUGGUUGGGGCAUGCGACCUAAUCAGCAAGAAGGUGUGCGAUGGUUACGCAAGGCAGUUGACUCGGUUGGCUUGGAAAUGCUCGAGAACCCCGACGCUCCAGGUGCUUCCAAGGCCAAGGAGUUGCAAAAGGCUUAUCGGGCCCAGUUCGCACUUAGUAUCUACGAGCUGGGUGUCAGUCAUCUCAAUGGCUGGGGUAUUGAGCAGGACAAGUCCUUGGCUCUGCGAUGCUUUGAGAUUGCCGGUCAAUGGGGCGAUGUGGAUGCCAUGGCGGAGGCUGGAUUCUGCUACGCCGAGGGUGUGGGUUGUAAGAAGGAUAUGAAGAAGGCUGCGCGUUUCUAUCGUGAGGCUGAGUCCAAGGGUAUGAGCAUGGUUGGAAACAGCUGGAUUUACAAAGACAAAUACAUGCCCGACGAUGAACGCCGCGGUGGACGCUCGCGCGGACGGACUGUCAGCAGUGACAAGAAGCCGCGUAGCAAAUCGCGCACUCGCAGUCUCUUCCAGCGGAAGAAGUCUGUUCCCGAGGCAUAGAUUGCCUCUGAUACAUAAGAGGUCUCCCCCCGCCUUAUCUCAUCUAUCCUUGUCUUUUGACAUGUGUGACUUGCAUAUUGCCCCUCAAGGCACUGUCCCUCAUUCAUCUUGCAUUUCGAAACAAUGCGUUUGUGGAGCGUUCUGAGCUGAAACACUUGGUUUGCUUCAAACCCUUUCUUUUGAGAUGCCGUUUUGAGUCAUUUGUUUGAUUACUUUACACUCCUUCAGAUCCUUCUUUUUCCUUUCUUCAUUUCUUGCCAUCUACUAGCCAUUUCUUCCCCCUAUUCUUUUCUGUUAUAUCCCCAAACUUUUUUUACCUCAGCCGCCUGGGCAGCUUUUCUCGAGCAUGGUGGAUGAAUCGUUGAUUCCUUUCACCUGCCUCGCGGGCAUAAUUUUUCAAUUCUCCGUGGAUACCCUUCGAUUUGCUCUUCUUAUUUUAUCCUCUUCUUCUAUCCUCGGACCUCAAGGCCGAACUCUUUUCUGAUUGCCUUCAUUAACACCACCAUUUUCCUUUCUUGACCAUAUCUUUUUGUGGGAUUGAUCUCUCCCUCUUUUUUUUUUUUUUUUUCUAUUUUUGGACAUUGUUUUUCCCAUCAUACUUAAAUUUUCUCCAUUAUGUGCAUUCCAUUCUGGCAGACUUUUUUGUGUAUCGUGCAGGAAGCCACGAGCUCGUGUCAUGACUUGUAAUCCAGGCCGUGUAUCUUGCGUUGACAUCAUUUCUUGCUUAGUGUCAUUAUCUACUAGUUACCCGAAGAGCCGUCGACCAUCGAGAUCGUCUUGGACCCGUUUAGGUCCGGUUGGAUUGUUUUUUUUAUUGGAUUCAUUUUGUAGCCAUCUAUGAAGGGCUGAUGCUCUAUCUGAUCCAGA